Molecule: messenger RNA, 1903 nt
Organism: Haliotis rufescens (red abalone)
Lineage: Eukaryota; Metazoa; Mollusca; Gastropoda; Lepetellida; Haliotidae
Product: EGF-like domain-containing protein 1
Exons: 11
Coding region: 47-1447 (466 amino acids)
Biological process (GO): heterophilic cell-cell adhesion; establishment or maintenance of epithelial cell apical/basal polarity
Cellular component (GO): protein-containing complex; plasma membrane
Source: RefSeq, a predicted model, not a curated record
GGAUAACAGACAACAGAGUUUAUCUUGGUCUAAAAUAGUUCCCAUCAUGGCCAGUGUUCCGAUAUUGGUUCUGACAUUGUCACUCGGCCUUGCACAGGCCACUUACGACUGCCGACGCCCUAACCAGGCCUGUCUGAAUAACGGGAACUGUACCUUCACAUCACCCAACUGCACCUGUACCACGGAAUACAGUGGUUAUGACUGCGGCCUUCAAUUAGUUAACGUUGAUCAACACAACUGUACCACCACUACGUGUGUCAAUGGAAGCACCUGCUAUGACGACGGUACCGGAGCCAAAUGCUACUGCGACAGCGAACACUACGGCGACAUGUGUGAAAAAGAUCGAUUUUCUCUGACCUGCGUUGCGGACUUGAUGGUCAUUGGGAUAAACCCGUACAGUACUUCUGGAUUCGAAGCUUUCGUGGAGGACAAGAAAGGCAUCAUUGGCUGUGGCUCCCGGAGAGUGCCCACCACGGUAGACACGUUCGAUAAGAUCCCUGACAGCUGGGAGGGGCAUUACAUCCAAGUAGAACAUGACAGUGCAGCCUGCGGCCCCAGUGUGCCAGUCAUUACUGGCGAGAGGAAAGAAUUUAACCGUGUGGUGGUGGUCAAAUACAGUCCGAAUCUGCUGACCGACAUCGACGACCGCUACUAUGUUAAGUGUAUCCUGGAGAAAAACGUAGUGGUUGACAGCAGCGUCGUCAGGAUCAACGUCCCUGGCGUGAACAGCCAGCACGUAGUGUCCCGCGAGGAUAUUGCCAAGGCGGUGGACUUCUAUCUAACUGUCAGCGGUGGCCUCUACAAGGAAGAUCCUGUUGACGUCGGGACAGAACUUAAAUUCACAUUUGGCGUACAAGCGGUAUACACGUCAAUGCGGGUGGAGGAGGGGGAGGCCAACAACACCAUCUCCAACGACACGAAGACGCUGAAGCUGAUAGAAGGAAGUUGUAUACACUCUGACGGGUUCCCUGUCAUCUCAGAGGCUGUCACCCCCGACUCUAGCAACAAACAGGAGUUAAACCUGAAAAUAAGGGCUUUCCACUUCGACGGAAAUGACGAAGUGAUUUUCUCCUUCCGGGUCAGAGUUUGUGUGGCAGCAGACAACUCGGCCUGUGACCCGGUUAACUGCACCGCGCCAGACGGCGGUUACGGCAGAAGGAAGAGGGAUGCCGGGGAUGAGGUGCAGCUUUCCAAGGUGGUGAAGAUCCGGAGUCAGGGCGAAAACUCAAACCCAGAUACUAUCCCUGGCAUCGCAGCCAAGGGCUGUGAGACAUCUUGGGAGAUGACAACAAUCCUCAUCGCCAUGGCUGUGGCCAUCUUCUUCCUCAUCCUCCUGUCUGGCGCACUCAUCGUCAUCGUUGUCUUUUCUCGUCGGCGUCGUCGCAACAGCAGGGAGUCCAAGACUGGUGUGUAUGCAGUGUCAUCAGCCAUCGAGAAACGUCUGUAAUCCUCACAUGAACAACGGACAGAGACUCUCCCCCUUAAUAUGAUUUAAUUUAAUUUAAUUUCUUAAUGUCAAAUAUUUACUGAAGAGGCGAUGCACCUUUACCGAUCCUCAAAUAAUUCUAAUUUCUUUUUUUAUUUCAACGUCUCGAUCAGAAGGUCAAUCCAACAAUUGUUUUGUUAAAAAUGCACAGAGCCUCGUGAAGGGCGAGUUUUCGUUCAUUCAGCUACAGUAUCAGAGCAUGCCACUUCAUCUUGAGAUGUUAACUUCUAUUGCAGGAAUAUUGUUAAAAGCGGCGUAAAACUAUACUCACUCACUCAUCUUUGUGCCUCUUCUUCAAGUUUUAGCUUAUUCCAUAUUACUAAUGACAUCGUAUAAAAACAACAUUAUAAACUCGCUCUCUCCUUCAUUCCCAAUUCGCUCUCUCACUCCUCUCUCACUCUCACUCACUCUGUUACU